This is a messenger RNA of Aureococcus anophagefferens, 5068 nucleotides long. RefSeq lists its product as hypothetical. Gene Ontology annotation, molecular function: protein binding. The coding region runs from base 1 to 4425 and encodes 1474 amino acids. The record is from RefSeq and is a predicted model, not a curated record. The transcript has 15 exons. Lineage: Eukaryota; Pelagophyceae; Pelagomonadales; Pelagomonadaceae.
AUGGCGACCUUCACUGCGCUUUGCAUCCUCGGAAGCGCUCGCGCGCUCCAGCUCGGCGGCCCUUACACGCUGCACGCCUACGAGCAUUGCCAGUUCUGCACGCGGACUCGCUUCGUCCUCGGCUGGGCGGGCGUGCCCUUUGAGACGCGUUUCUACGGCUACGGCGAGGGCGCCGACCCGGAGAAGUGCGGCGGCUUUGGCUACGAUCCCGAAGCUGGCACGGUGCCGCUCACGGGCAAGAAGGCGUGCCCCGUGCUCGAGGGCGACGGCGUGCCGACGCUCGACGGCGCGCGCGGGCUCGCCGAGUCCAUGGAGAUCGUGUCCUACGCCGUCGGCGUCGGGAGCAAGGUCGCGCCCGCGACGAACCGCAAGGACGUGGCCGACUGGCUCGACCGCGUCGGCGACACGCGCAAGUGGCUCGAGCGGCCGCGUCUCAUCACGAUGCCCGUGCCCGACUUCGCGGACCCGCGCGACGUGGCGUACUCGCGGUGGACCCACGAGAAGCAGGGCUUCGACUACGACGUCGCUCUCGAAGAGACGCCGCGGCUGCUCGCGGAGCUGAAGCCGCUGCUCGAGGAGCUCGAGACGAUGCUCCGGGGCCGCGAACCGUUGAGCCUCAACGCGUGGGGGUACAGCGUCGACGACGCGAUCUUACUGCCGAUUUUGCGCGCGAUGACCGUGACGAAGGCCGUCGAGUGGCCGCCCCGUGUCCGCGAGUACCUCGAUACGGCGUGCGAGGCCGCGAACGUCGAUACUUUUGCAAAGUCGACGGGCACGAGCAACCCAGGGCGCAACUACCCCGGGUUCUUUUUGCCGACCGCCGGCAUCUGCCCGUAUUGGUUCCAAAUCGGUGAGCACGGCGCGCGGAGCUACUCGGACGAGUUCUUCGCUCCGGAUGACCUGGACGAGCGCCGGCGGCGCGCGCUGCGGUCUACAUCGGUCCAGCAUGUCUUCGACAAGCGCUACUCGACCAAAUACGACGUGCCAACGCCAGGCACGCCGGACCGCGAGACGUGGGUCGCCAUCGCGCAGUCGUUGAUGCCGCUCGUGAACCGGACGAAGUUCACGCCACUCGGCGGCCACGACGAACGAAUCCCAUACACUACGAACGUGACGAUCUCGGAGAUGGUCGACAUCAAGAACGAGAUCGGCGUGCUCUACGGCGAAGAGGCGCAGCAGGCCUUCGCCGCGGCCAAGGAUGACGACGUCGUCGCGUGGCCGAAGGUCCAGGCCUACGCCGAGGCGCACGGCCUCCUCGACCCCAAGGCCGUGCUGUUCAAGAACCUGAGGCAGUUCAAGAUCGCCCGCGAGCAGAUCGAGGCCAUCUACGACGAGCACUUCACGGGCGCGGUGCGCGACAUCCCGUGGCGCGGCAAAGACCUUGGCGACGACCGGCGCCAGUGCGCGCUGCACGGCGCGCCCGCGAAGACGCUCGACGAGCUGUACGCGGUCGCGGAGAAGGCGUUCAUAAGCUUCGCCGUGGCCCUCACCGCCGCGUGCCCGGACGGCGCGGUCGUGAAGCUCGCGCCGCUCAAGGGGCUCGCGCGCGCCGCGGCCAAGGCGCGGAACGAGUACGCGAAGAAUACGGCGCCGGCGACAUCGUGGCUCUUCGACGUCGUGCGCGGCUCGGUCAUGUGCGCGACCGAGGACGAGAUCGUGCGGUUGUACGCGGCGCUCGACAAGGACCCGCGCGUCGACGUCGUGCGGACGAAGAACCGGUUCAACCCGCCCUGCUUCAACGGGUACCGCGACAUUCUCAUGAACGUGGCGGUGCGCGUCCAGGGCGAGGCGCGCGAGAUCGUGCAUCUCUGCGAGCUCCAGAUCCACCACGCGCCGAUCAAGCAGUCGGAGCCCAUGCACAAGAGCCACGUGACCUACGAGUUCUUCCGGGAGUACUUCCUCGGCAACGCGGACGCCGUCGAGCGGCGCCUGAACAUGCUCUGCGCGCUGCCCGUCGACGACGCGGAAAACGUCGACGACCUCGUGGGCCGCGUCCUCGGGUCCGACCGCGCGAAGAACAAGACGCUGCUCUUGGAGCUGGCGAAGCUGCUCGAGUCCAUCGCGGAGCACGCGAGCGCGGUGCGCGUCCGGGAGAAGGUUCUGGAGAUCAUGGAGCGCAAGUACGGGUCCGAUCACCACAAGGUGGCCGGGACGCUGCGCGACCUCGGGUUCGCAUACGGCUCCCUCGGCGACGCGGCGAAGAAGCGCGACUUCCUCGUGCGCGCGCUCGCGAUCUUCGAGCGCGAGUACGGCUGCGACCACGCCAAGGUGGCCUACACGCUGACGGAUCUCGGGGACGCGUACCGCGUCCUCGGUGACAAUGCGAAGUCGCGCGACGUCCUCGAGCGCGGGCUCGUGAUCGAGGAGCGCGAGUACGGCCGCGACCACGUGAAGGUGGUCGUCACGCUGGAGUGCCUCGGGAACGCGCACGGCGCCCUCGGCAACAAGGCAAAGGCGCGCGACUUCCUCGAGCGCGCGCUCGCGAUCAAGGAGCGCGAGUAUGGCCGCGACCACGCGUUGGUGGCCAGCGCGCUGACGAACCUCGGGAUCGUGCACGGCUCCCUCGGCAACUACGCCAAGCAGCGCGAUCUCUCCGAGCGCGCACUCGUGAUCUUCGAGCGCGAGUACGGCCGCGACCACCCCAAUGUGGCCAGCGCGCUGGCGAACCUCGGGAGCGCGCACGGCUCCCUCGGCGACGACGCCAAGAAGCGCGACCUCUUCCAGCGCGCGCUCGCGAUCGACGAGCGCGUGUUUGGGAGCGAACACACCGCGGUAGCCGCUACGCUGGGAGGUCUCGGGAACGCGUUCUUCAGCCUUGGCGACUACGCCAAGGCGCGCGAGCUCUACGAGCGCGCGCUCGCGAUCAAGGAGCGCGAGUACGGCCGCGACCACGUGCAGGUGGCCAGCACGCUGACGAACCUCGGGCUCGCGUUCUUCAGCCUCGGCGACUACGCCAAGGCGCGCGAGCUCUACGAGCGCGCGCUCGCGAUCAAGGAGCGCGAGUACGGCCGCGACCACGUGCAGGUGGCCAGCACGCUGACGAACCUCGGGAUCGCGCACGGCGACCUCGGCGACUACGCCAAGAAGCGCGAGCUCCUCGAGCGCGCGCUCGCGAUCGAGGAGCGCGAGUACGGCCGCGACCACGUGCAGGUGGCCAUCACGCUGGGGAACCUCGGGAACGCGUUCUUCAGCCUCGGCGACUACGCCAAGGCGCGCGAGCUCUACGAGCGCGCGCUCGCGAUCAAGGAGCGCGAGUACGGCCGCGACCACGUGCAGGUGGCCAGCACGCUGACGAACCUCGGGCUCGCGCACGGCGACCUCGGCGACUACGCCAAGGCGCGCGAGCUCUACGAGCGCGCGCUCGCGAUCGAGGAGCGCGAGUACGGCCGCGACCACGUGCAGGUGGCCAGCACGCUGAACAACCUCGGGCUCGCGCACGGCGACCUCGGCGAGGCGGCCAAGGCGUGCGACCUCUACAAGCGUGCGCUCGCGAUCAAGGAGCGCGAGUACGGCCGCGACCACGCGAGCGUGGCCCUCACGUUGACGAACCUCGGGAAAGCAUGCAACGCGCUCGGCGACUCGACCAAGGCACGCGAUCUCUCCGAGCGCGCACUCGCCAUCUUCGAGCUCGGCAGCGAACACGCCAGAGUAGCCAUCACGCUGGACAACCUCGGGAGCGCGUACAUCGCCCUCGGUGACGCGGCCAAGGCGCGAGGCCUCCUCGAACGCGCGCUCGUGAUCAACGAGCGCGAGUACGGCCAAGACCACGUGAAAUUGGCCGAAACGCUGAUGAACCUCGGUGUCGCGCACGGCGAGCUCGGCGACGCGACGAAGAAGCGUGGCUUCCUCGAGCGGUUAGGGUUAGGGUUAGGGUUAGGGUUAGGGUUAGGGUUAGGGUUAGGGUUAGGGUUAGGGUUAGGGUUAGGGUUAGGGUUAGGGUUAGGGUUAGGGUUAGGGUUAGGGUUAGGGUUAGGGUUAGGGUUAGGGUUAGGGUUAGGGUUAGGGUUAGGGUUAGGGUUAGGGUUAGGGUUAGGGUUAGGGUUAGGGUUAGGGUUAGGGUUAGGGUUAGGGUUAGGGUUAGGGUUAGGGUUAGGGUUAGGGUUAGGGUUAGGGUUAGGGUUAGGGUUAGGGUUAGGGUUAGGGUUAGGGUUAGGGUUAGGGUUAGGGUUAGGGUUAGGGUUAGGGUUAGGGUUAGGGUUAGGGUUAGGGUUAGGGUUAGGGUUAGGGUUAGGGUUAGGGUUAGGGUUAGGGUUAGGGAUCCUCAGGACAUUUGCAAGGUUUGGAUCGAUCUUGUCGAGCGAUGCUUUGAAGCACGAGGGCUUUUCGGACGGCAAGGUUGAGGCUCCCGCGGACCCCUGGAGCAGAUACACCUUUUCCAUGCAAGGUACACAUCCAGCACCUGAAGACACGUCCGGCGUGUCUUGACUGCGUCAACUUGUGGUUGCCUCUCAAAUGGGCAGAGAAAAUAAAGCAGGCCUUAUAUAUGCGUGCUGCGCACAGACUAGAAGUUGCUGCAGCCAGAAUACAGAAGAUGGCUCGGGUUUUUGCUGCGCACAACUGCACCUUAGUAAAGAGAUUAGCUAGGGGACGCGCUGUGCGUGCACAACUCGAACAAGCAGCCUCCGUGAUUAUACAAAAGCGGCUCGCACGAGGACCAUCCACAAGAGCUGCCACGGCCCUGCUUGCAACACAUGCGUAUAGGAAGUAUGUGGUCGAUCAUCACGAGAUCCUACAGUAUGCAGCACCAGCCAUUGGAGAAGACGACAAUGUCAGCGAGCUAAGCAUCGUAUGCUACUGGGCGUUUGUUGGCACUUCGGGGGGGGAUCUCGUAAACGUGAAAGCAAAGCGACGCUUUUUGCGGGCGCCCAAAGGUUUGGGGACACGUGUAUCAUGGGUGAAACCCAAGCUGCUGCGUGAUAAGGAUGUGACUCGUGUUUCGCAGCGGCCGACGAGGCGCACGGCCUAUGUCGUAGACUGCGCAUAUUGCGGGGUCCAGGCUGCUGAAAGGGUUUGUCUUGAUUCGUGCGCCGAUCCGUAUUGCGGUGAGUGUUGGGCAGCUGUUCACCGC